Molecule: messenger RNA, 1017 nt
Organism: Didymodactylos carnosus
Lineage: Eukaryota; Metazoa; Rotifera; Eurotatoria; Philodinida; Philodinidae
Source: the annotation of a GenBank genome assembly
AUGGCAUCAUCAUCAUCAUCAUCGGCACCGACCACCGCGGGCAUCGAACCAUUAAAAUUUAAAACCCAAUUUUUUGGUCAUUUAAAAAUUGCUGGAGAAAUAUUUGAAAAUCGUAUAGCACGUCCCUUACUAGCAUUUGGCCGAGAAUUUCGUCGACCGUUAUCAACUGAUCGAAAUGAAAAUUUAACAUCUAAAAAAUCUAUUGAUAAUAAUGUUGAAAUAAAUGAACCUAUUACCAAUAUGUCUACUUUAAUCGAAACAAAUAACUCUAAUAAUUCAUUGAUAUCUGAUCAUCAUAAAGUAUGUGACAUUAGAGAUGAUAAUACAGUUGAUAAUAGUACAUCAUCAUCGACUGUAAAUUCAGUGCAAACAACAGCCGGUAAUAUUUUUAAUAGUAUCAUACAUACAUUAUCACCAAAGACAAAUAGACGAAAAUCUGAACUUCUUGACAAACCUCGUCAAACUACUUGUCGUAGUUCAUCAAUUUGUACAACGGCAAGAACAGAACGUUUAAAUCAAUAUCAGAGAAAAUCAAAAUGUGUUUCAUUUGCUGAAGAUUUAGAUAUGAAUAAUGACAAUAUUAUUGAUGAUCAUACAAAAAUUAUUAAAAGUGCUCAUUCAAUUGCCGAUAAAAUACUUAAUUCAAGUUUGGAUAUAUUAACCUAUACACCAUCGGAUGUUCAACAGAAUAAUAUCAAUCAACAAUCAACAUCAUCCUCUUUAUCUUAUUUAUCUUCAUUACCAACUACAUCUAAUAAUGACAAUGAUUUCAGUAUGUCAUUUCUUCGUUCAAUUCGUCGUCCAUCGUUACUCGAGAACGAAGAACUUUAUUUUCAAGAUCUUAGUGCUGAAAUUGUAAAUUAUGUUUUGAAACAUGCUAUCAAAGUAUUAAAACAAGAACAAUUAAAUUUGAAAAAUAAUCAAAAUAAUGUUGAAAAUCAUUCACAAUUUAUUAUUUCAAAUAUCAAAUCAAAUGAAGAUGAUGAUGAUGAAAAUGAACUGAUUGAUCUCAAAUAA